Messenger RNA from Trifolium pratense (red clover), 1054 nucleotides. Its product is annotated as protein DMP3-like. The transcript has a single exon. The coding region runs from base 119 to 784 and encodes 221 amino acids. Gene Ontology annotation, biological process: endomembrane system organization. Lineage: Eukaryota; Viridiplantae; Streptophyta; Magnoliopsida; Fabales; Fabaceae. The record is from RefSeq and is a predicted model, not a curated record.
CACCAAUACCACAUACACCUAAUUAGCCUUAAUUAGUCUUGUCCCAAAUAUUAAUUCAUUCACAUUAUUAAUUAAUUAAAACAAGCUAGCUAACUAUAUAUAAUAUAGGUGAUCAAUAAUGUCGUCGGUUAGACAACGUCCAUCCAACAAUGAAUCGGAAGAAACAGCAGCAGGGGAUCAGAACCUUACCGGAACCCCAUCUGGAAUUAGUCGCUCCUCAAGACGACGCGCAGUAUCUGGAGCACUUACCGGAACAGCCAACUUGGCGAACCUACUUCCUACGGGAACCCUCUUGGCAUUCCAGAUUCUAACGCCAGUGUUCACAAACAAUGGAGCUUGUGACUCCGUUACGCGCAUCCUCACACUCCUACUCCUCCUCUUGCUGGCAAUCUCUUGUUUUCUCGCAUGUUUCACUGACACCGUCAAGGCAUCAGAUGGAAGAAUUUACCAUGGUCUCGCAACCUUCAAAGGUCUCUGGCUAUUUGACUACUCACCUGUUGAUGACUUGUCCAACACGUUACCUGAUUUGAGCAAGUAUAAGCUUAGGCUCAUUGAUUUAAUUCAUGCAUUUUUGUCAGUUCUUGUCUUCUUUUCUGUUGUAUUGAGGGACAACAAUGUGUUGACAUGUUAUUACCCGCAACCACCACAUCGUGAGACUAAGGAGGUUCUGGACAUUGUACCUCUUGGAAUUGGACUUCUAUGCAGCUUGCUCUUUCUUGUUUUUCCUACCACCAGACAUGGGAUUGGCUACCCUGUUACACCUGCUGCUGCACCCAAAUACUAGCACUCUACUUCAUUUUUUGCUACUAUAUUCUAAUUAGUUUAGUUAGUUACUUAAUUACUGCUUUGCUUUCUAAUUCUUCAUGCAUAAAUAUUCCCUCAUCUGUUAUUGUACAUUAAUUAUUUAUUUACUUCAACUGAAUUGAAUUAAAAAAUUGGCUUGUUUAUUAAGCAGACUCCCACACGGCACUACUUUCUAUUAUUUUCUGCUCUGUCAUGACUUGGAGUGCUGGAAUCAAUUUGUAACCAUUUCUUCUAGUAUCUUACAACACAA